Messenger RNA from Micropterus dolomieu (smallmouth bass), 8086 nucleotides. RefSeq names its product inositol hexakisphosphate kinase 1 (gene ip6k1). The transcript is spliced from 9 exons. Gene Ontology annotation, molecular function: inositol hexakisphosphate kinase activity. Gene Ontology annotation, cellular component: nucleus; cytoplasm. The record is from RefSeq and is a predicted model, not a curated record. NCBI's taxonomy places the organism in Eukaryota, Metazoa, Chordata, Actinopteri, Centrarchiformes, Centrarchidae. Gene Ontology annotation, biological process: inositol phosphate biosynthetic process; phosphatidylinositol phosphate biosynthetic process. Bases 433 to 2064 code for a protein of 543 amino acids.
CUGGCUGCGUUAGCUUCACUGUCAUGACGUUACUCUCCUGGAUGUUUUCUCCACCGUUAAUGAGUGUGGAUACCGGAGACAGACAUCCAUGAACCUCUCCAGUCUCUGACGCAUAACCAACGUGAAGUCAGCUCAGUGUCCACACAGCGAUCCAGAAGGAAGCAGUGACCCUGCCUAACUGACACCCUGCUUCUCCUGAACACCCAACUCUGCCCCCCCACCCCCUAUCCUGGUUUGGCCUCUGUGCAGCCGGCGGUGGAUUGGAGCACUCUGAUUGGAGGAUUUGCGAGGUGGUUUUUCGGUCUGGCGCCGCCUCCCCCCGGGGCCGGCGUGCGCUCCCAGCAGCCCGUGGUGCCCUGUGCCCCCCCCUCCCCAUCACUGCACACCAGAGCCCAUGCCCAGGGAGGAGUCACCGUGCGUCCUCCAGGAGCCAUGUGCCUCCCUCACACCAACAACAUGGACAGCAAGCUACAGGGGGCGGGGCCAGGGGGAGGGGCUUCACUUCGACGCGCAGGAGGCGUUCCACUGGAGCCCUUCAUACACCAGGUGGGAGGUCACACCAGUAUGAUGCGUUACGAUGACCACACAGUGUGUAAGCCUCUGAUCAGCAGAGAGCAGCGCUUCUACGAGUCUCUGCCUCCAGAGAUGAAGGAGUUCACUCCUGAGUAUAAAGGUAUGGUGCUGGUUUGUUUCGAAGGCGACUCUGACGGCUACAUCAACCUGGUGGCCUACCCCUAUGUGGAGAACAACAUGGAGGGAGGGACCGCUGAGCACGAGGAGCGCGACCCCCCGGAGAGGGAGCAGCCGAGGAGGAAGCACUCACGGCGCAGCCUCCAUCGCUCCUCCUCCGAACACAAGGACGAGCGACCCGACAGGAGGGAGGCGCAUGACACAGACACCUCUGAAAAUCUUGCAGAGCUGAAGAGUCCCAGGCUUGACCCAAAGAUCCACUCAGAUGUUCCCUUCCAGAUGUUGGACUGGAACAGUGGUUUGAGUUCAGAGAAGAUCAGUUACAACCCCUGGAGCCUCCGCUGCCACAAACAGCAGCUCAGCCGCAUGAGAUUGGGUAAAGAUCAGGGAUGGUUCGCUUGUCAGACCGACUGCUCCUUAACGGCAGUGUUUCAACCAGAGUUCCUGUUGUUGGAGAAUGUGGUUCACCACUUCUCUUACCCCUGCAUCCUGGACCUGAAGAUGGGCACCAGGCAGCAUGGAGAUGACGCCUCUGAGGAGAAGGCGGCCAGGCAGAUGAAGAAAUGUGAACAGAGCACCUCAGCGACGCUGGGAGUCAGAGUUUGUGGCAUGCAGGUGUACCAGAUGAACACUGGUCAGUACCUCUGCAGGAACAAGUAUUAUGGCCGCGGUCUGUCAAUUGAAGGCUUCCGCCAGGCCCUCUACCAGUACAUGCACAACGGAAAUGGUCUGAGGCAGGACCUCUUUGAGCCAAUCCUGAAUAAGCUUCGCAGCCUGAAGGCGGUGCUGGAGAGGCAGGCGUCCUAUCGCUUCUACUCGUCUUCACUUCUCAUCAUCUAUGAGGGACAGAAACCUGAGGGCCCUUCAGUCCUCAGCUCUGGGCAGCAUGCAGCCUCGCACCAGAAGACUCCUGCAGCCACUGGAGAGCCCCGCUGUGUCCCCGGGCCCCAUGCACCUCCGGCCCACGAUGCUCCCUGUGAAACGGACAUGAGCCGGAAGCCAGACCCACGGUCACUGUCCUCUCAGGGUCCUGGACUGACGGCUCCACCCUCCCCAUCCCCUCGUCCUUCCCCAAAGGCCCCGCCCACCAAGUCAGACUGCCACGCCUUCGUCCCCCCUCUCUCCUCGCCUCACCCCCAUCCAGACUCCUCCUCCUCUCCUGCUCCCAGCUUACUUCCCUACCUCCCUCCUCCCGCCCCUCAGCCCCAGCAGCCCCCCCUGGUGGACGUACGUAUGAUCGACUUCGCCCACUCCACCUUCAAGGGUUUCCGUGGUGACACGGCGGUGCACGAUGGGCCGGACCGGGGCUACGUGUUCGGACUGGAGAGCCUGGUCCAGAUCCUGGAGAGCCUGCGGGACGACAACCUGCCAUAGCUCCGAACACACACACACAGACACGCACGCACACACGCACACACACACACACACGCGCACACACACACACACAGACAGCUUGUUGUUAGUUCAGGUUGUGCCGCCGUGUUUUCAGCAGCUGUGAGACAGUCUAGCUGUAAAUAUUGAACAGGGUCCUUCAGCACGUCACCAUGGCAACACAGGCAUCCUACAGUUGAGUAGUUACUAUAGCAACAGCCAAGAGGUGGGACAGUGGGAGCCCAAAUGGCCGCAACUUCAAGCUGAUAUGGAGACACAACACACAUACAUGUUUGUACUUCUAUACUUGUGAGGACCCUAAUAGUCAUAAUGCAUUCCCAAGCCCCUAAACUUAACUAUUACAACUAAAUGCCUAACCACAACCUUCACCCCAAACUGACCUCUAUCCUUAAAGUUCCCCUACACUCGACAACGUAUUUUUCUUAUUCAGUUGGAUGUGCAGAAUGAUGUAUCUGCAGGGUUUGACACUAGAAUGCUGUUUUCACAUUUGUCUGCUGAAGAGGGGAAGUUUCUCUGUGCUCACCUUAACUCUGAGUUUAACACGUGUACAGACAAGCGUCACAGUUAGUUUGGGAGCCAGUCCUGGUCUUGAGUGAGGAUGUAUUCUUUAGUGACAUCAGAUGUUUGCAUAUUCCUGGAUUCAGGAUUUUCCAAUCAGGGACAAAGAGUAGAUUUUAAUGAGAUCACUUUUUAGAGAAAAAACAUACUUAUAUACAUAUUUUUAUAUGACUUAAAACAUGUCUGGAGGGGAUGUUUUAAACUCAGAUUUAAGGUGAGCACAGACAAACAAACGUCAGUAGAUGAAGGUGAAAACAGCCUUCUAAUAUCAAACAUGCGUCUUUCUGCAGCUCAAACAUCCAAAUGAGUAGAAAGCAAAACACAUAUGAGUGGAGGAGGUCUUAAACUGUAACAUCAAGUCAAACUUUGACGGAUCUAAGGGAACAUCCAAACUGUCCUCACUCACAAGGUCCUUAACUCUAAUUGGUCCUCACCAAGAUAGACGAACAAGAUCACACAGACACACUCAAACUCACACACAUCCUGGGAACAGUUGUCUGUGGAGCUGUUUGACAGCACAGCGGGACAGAGCGUCUUCUCUGAACGACCAAUCAACUGGAUCCCAGGGGCUGCCCACCCCCCGACCACAGCUCCUCUCCUCGUCACUCCUCUUUCUCUACAGAAUCCAAACCUGGACAGGUGAAUAGAGUAUUUUGAAAACGCACUCAGAAUCACAUCCAAGCAUCUGUUAAAGCAAUAGAUGGCAACGAUAGACCGCAACUAUUUUCAGCAGUGCAGAGGGCAGCAUCACCCACAGGGAGAACGGCGAUAAAGUGCAACAGAAAUUUGCAUCAUAGAAGUGGGAUUUAAGAAGAGAAUAUAGAUCAUUUCUAAAACGCUGUGUCCUUUUUGGGGGGCUUAAUUCAAAAACAUUAGUAGUUGAUGUCCUGUAAAAUCAUCCUCUGGGUUAUUGUGUAAUAUCGAAAGCAUAGGUGUUUCUCCCCCAAUUCUGGUCUGGAGAUAUUUUUCUUACUGUCAACACAUCCAGUGAAAAGACCCAAACCAAUACACACUUAAUCCACAAACAAGUAUUAUCUGUGCAUCAAUCUCUGAUAUAUCUUAUUCCCCUGGGCCACAGAGCUCCAUUAUUAUCCAAAAAGUAUUAAAAACACAUCAAGUGAGUCAUUUUGUUGCACAUGACAUGACUUGUACCUUCAUUACCGUGAAGACACACUAUAGUCUAUUAUGAUUCCAUCCCAAAUACAUCAUCCUGCUGCAGUAAAAUAAUGCCUUAGCUCUAUUGUCAUGCAAUUGUAGCUGUUCUAAAUUUUAAAAGCUUUAAAAACGUUUUGUCCAUGUUAGCCUUUAAAGAUCAAAUCUCCAGAGCUACUAAUUGAUGUUUCCCUUUGCUGUUUCCAAGUCAUGAAUGAACUUUCAAAUCAUUACUUAUAAGCCAAAAAUGACAAGAAGUCCUUAAAGUGCUCAGAAAAGAGUGUUUGAUAUGAUCAAAAUCUUCAGAAACAGCUACUUAAUGGACUUGUGUAUGGAUUGUUUUGUCAACUAUACAUUUGUGAGCUAUUCUUAAAGUUACAGAAAUUUCAUAAAGUGUUGAGAAACAGACACAUUGUUGGUUUGGGUCUUUUCAUGGGAUUUGUUGACAGCAGAAAAUUACAGAAUAAAACCAGCCUUGUUCUUUAGGUUUUGGCUGGGUGAUAUGGUUGAAUGACAAGAGUAUUUAAUAAGAAAGAAUAUUUUCUUACUUAUAUUAUAUACAUAUAUGUGAUAAAAUCACAAUGUGGCAAAAAUGCGCAAAAUCACACAAAAUAAUCAAAUUAAUGCUCAUUGCAAUGAACUGUUAUUCUUGAAAUCAGAAAAAAACUACAAAUUUUGCCAGAUUUCUUCUUAGAAUCAUUCAUUUGGACAGGAUUUUGUGAAACGUGAUGUUUUUAAAUCAUCAUGAUCAAUUCCACUGGAUGUUUUUAAACUGUUGAAUUAUUCCCCAGCCUCAAAUGUGUCACAUACACACAAAGCAUACAGUCCAUCAUCGUGUAACUGUCAACAGAAACGGCCACAGUGUCUCAUUUGAAGAUUUUAAGGUUUGUCUCAUCUAAUUGGUCCUGAUGAGAGUGUUAGCCAAUCACAUUUGUCCAUUUAUGCUUCCUUCAACAAGUUCCAGAGGCCAGCUGUGAAGCAGCACCGCCCCCUGCUGGACAGCAACAGGAACUCAACCCCAGGAGCUGGAAUAAGAGAGCAAAUAUGAAUAUUUUAUUUUUGGUUUAUUGAGGUGAUAAUUUAUUUUUUUAUUGUACCUUAACCCUAGAGUGGGUAAAUGUUUUGUCUUUGACAUGUCUCCACCCCAAAUGUAUAAAAUGUAAAGAAAUUAAGUGCAUCAGAGACACAAUGUGUGAAAUGUCAGGAGAAUACGCAGUAUUAAUUGAGCUAACUGAAGUCUGUUUUAUUUGCUGCUCGCUCGACUUCAGUCUCAUACUUGAGUUGAGUAUCAGACAAAACCACAUUGUGUUUCAUGACGAAAACUGUUGCAGCAAAUCCAGACAUCAGUCAGCUCACUAAGCCCAAAACUUGUGCCUGCUGUGGAGUUAUUGCUCAGGUGGGAAGCUCAAUUGAACGUGUGCGUUCACGCACGUGAGUGUGUGUGUGUGUGUUAGUACAGGGAUAGACGCCAUCUUUAGUCUUUGGUUUGUUUCACUUCACAUUUAACAAGUUGGUAAAGAACUGCAUGCACAUUAACGUCCUCCUGUUCGGGUCAGUUUUCACCACAGCGACAAACAUUCUUGUUACAGUCAUCACAGGGUGUAAAGCAGCCAUGGUUCAUGUGUCCUCUCAGAUCAUGAUAUUUCAUCAUAUUAGCCUCAAUGAUCAGUUAUUCAGCAGCAUUUUCUGCAUCUGACUGCAUCCUGACUGUUUGUUAGAACAGUAAAAGUAAGUGAGAUUAAAUCUUUCCAGAAGCUUUUGGGCUCAUGUUGUAAUUGCUGACCAUAAAAAGUCAUCCAGCUCUGCCCGACAGGUGAAUCCUGCUGCAGCACAUGGUCAUGUGAAAUGGUUUUGAUACAGCACUGCUAGGUCUCUCCAGUCGGCAUUAUAGUGCAGAAAAUCUCAGUACACAUUCACUAAUAGCCCCUUUUGACCAAAUAAUAAUACAGAGUCAAAUUUAAGUCCAAUAUUCACUCUCUUAGCUUUGUUUUUGAGCCAGUCACUAACUGGCUGUCGGCUAUUUGUUGCUGAGGGGAGAGAGUGAAUCAAAAUAGUAAAUUUGCAGCCGGACAGAUAAACAAUGAGCUGAAACUCAUUUUAAAGUUCCACACAGUUGAGGGAAGCUGCAGAUUCAGGUGAUGAUCUGUAGUGACCCCUUUCACUUUGGGUGAUUUUAUACAUUGUCAUUAUAAAAAUAUAAAUUAUAGCCACUUCAAUGUCACAUUCCUCUGCGUUUUAUCACAUACGGAACCGUAAAGUUUAGGAAAAUGUGACUGACAGAUUAAAAUGGCUUAUUUGAGGCUUUUUUAAAAACUUGUUUAGACAACAACACAGUUAUAGUGUUGGUUUUUCAGACUAUUGUUAGUGUCUGCGCUUGAAAUUGAGGACAGUGAGAUGUAAAGAGAUUGAAAAGGAGCAAGUUAUAAGGAUCUGCUGACUGUUGUUUCUAUUUUAGUAGGUAAACUGUUAAUCUAAGCACACCUACCUGUCAGUAGGUGGGCUACAUUAAUGUCAAAUUUCAGUAACAUUCAAAUAUAUAUCUUCAGAUUUUGAGCUGUUGGAAACACGACAUUUUGGGACGUCACGUUGAGCAUUUUUCACAAAGUUUCUGACAUUUUAUAUUUUUUGCUGGAGCAGUUUCCAGGCUUCAAGCAUUCAGAACUGCAGAUUCUGCCCUGAUAGUUCCUGGACCAUCAAAAAGUCCUUGUUCAGGCUCGUCCUGUGAAAAUGUUAUGGAGUUCCUCAAAGGUUCCUUAGAAAGUUAAAGUUAAAAAGGACGAUUAGUACUGAAUACAAGCUGCACUUCCAUCACAUCACCCUCAAAACCCAACCAUGUCAUCCUGAACUCAAUUAAAAGAGACCUUAUAUUGUUAUUAUGACAUCUGUGUCUCGUAAUUAUGAGAUGGUUAUCCUGUAAUUGUGAGGUUUUUUUAUGAUUUUGAGUCAUAACUAUGAGAUAAUGCCUCCAAUUUGUUUUUCUUUGAUUAAUGCAAGGCCCUUCUGUAGAUGUUAAAUCAUAAGUAAGAGAUUUUACUAUUGUAUUUUCAACUUAAAUUAAUAUUUUUACUUAGGAAGUCAAAUCUUUUACAUAUCUCAUAAUUUGAAACAAGUAAGUCAAAUGCUGAUGUGUCAUAAGUUUGUCUCAUAAUCAAAAAGUUGUGUUUCACAAUUUAGAUGAAGAAAGUCCUUUACAUAUGUCACCUUUUUGUAUGUUUCAGGACUUUUUAGGGGUUCUUUAUUAGGGAGUCGACAGCAUAGAGAUGACUGGAAAUGAGGGGAGAGAGAUGGGGAACAAAGGUCUCCUGGCUGGACUCAAAGUUAACGUUUGUGGUCAGUUUAUUAAAAUUCCACUGAUUUAGCAUUGCACCCCAAAGCCAGUUUCAAAAUCGAUGCAGCAGACACAGACACCAAAAACUAGUGCCUGCUUUACCCAUAAUGCAACUCAACCCCAGACAGUUGUAUCAAAGAUACAAUGUGUUAUGCUAGUAGUUGCUAAUGAAGCCUUGAGCCUUUAACCUCAAGCGAACUACCGACAUCUGGCAAACUCACCUCUCUCUAACUCCCAGGUCAACAUUUUUGAAUGCCACCCACCAAAGUGGCUUGUAUGAGUGACUGCGUUACACGUUACUGCCUGAAUUCAACAAGCAUCUCGCAGGUGGGCGGGUGCUUAGGCCAAGACCUGGUCACACCCCCAGAUUUUUUUUAAUUUUCAAACUUUUAGUCUUCAGCCCCAACAGACCUCACUUGCUUCCUCGGGAUCCACAAACGGCUUUAUACGAUGUUUGUCACAUACGUAGUAGAAGAUCUACCAAGACCUGUGAAAAGACUUGGAGUUCCCCUUUAAACCCCAUCACCACCAGGGCAUUGCGUAUAUCAUCAUUUUGAGUUGGUGGCUUUUAAUCUUGAUUUACCAUCCAUUAUUUAUUUUUGUUGUUCCUGCAUUUGUUGUUCUUUUGAAGCAGAUGAAGAUCUAUAAAGUGUGAUUGAGAGAGAAGUCUGCAUAUUUAAAGUGAGGAGACGGCUCAUCAGUGAGUUUCAACACAACAUGUGGAGGGGUUGAACUCAGGUUGUCUCGUUCUUAAAGGAGGUGUCUGUGACCUCUGGGACUUCCUACUGUGUGUAGUCCACAUCUUUUGAUGUGUCACAGCAGAGUUUUCAGAUCAGAUGGUCAAAUGUAAAAAUAUUCAUCCUGAAUUUUUCAUAUGGUAUUCAAUCCUCAAAGCCAAUUUUUUUCCUCAAAAAACAGAUGUUUCAAAAUCUUCUUGCAGCGGUUAAAAUAAAAUCUGAGACUUCA